Drosophila eugracilis is the source of this 1691-nucleotide messenger RNA. Its product is annotated as polycomb protein esc. The record is from RefSeq and is a predicted model, not a curated record. Gene Ontology annotation, biological process: negative regulation of transcription by RNA polymerase II. Gene Ontology annotation, molecular function: nucleosome binding; protein binding. NCBI's taxonomy places the organism in Eukaryota, Metazoa, Arthropoda, Insecta, Diptera, Drosophilidae. The transcript has 4 exons. The coding region runs from base 182 to 1459 and encodes 425 amino acids. Gene Ontology annotation, cellular component: ESC/E(Z) complex.
AUUCAAAUCACUAGUAUUUUUCGCGAUCUUUGCCUGCGGUCACACUAUUGCCGCCAAAAGUAAAAACAUUUUUACUUGCUUUGCUAUUUAAACAUUUAGAGAAGCAUAAACUAUUAGUUUAUUGCAAUCGGGGGCCUAAUUUCGGGUUCACUUAACCGUGAAAACGUGCCGCGCGUUCGAAAUGAGCAGUGAUAAAGUGAAAAACGGCAACGAAGGCGAAGAGUCGGAGGAAUCAUGUGGCGAUGAAUCGGCUAGUUAUACCACCAAUAGCACCACAUCGCGGAGCAAAUCACCAUCAUCCAGCACGAGAAGCAAACGUCGUGGACGCCGGAGCACCAAAUCGAAGCCAAAAAGCCGCGCCGCCUACAAAUACGACACCCACGUAAAGGAGAACCAUGGUGCCAACAUCUUCGGCGUGGCUUUUAACACACUGCUGGGAAAGGAAGAGCCGCAGGUCUUUGCCACUGCGGGCAGCAACCGGGUCACUGUCUACGAAUGCCCUCGGCAGGGCGGUAUGCAGCUGCUUCAUUGCUACGCAGAUCCCGAUCCCGAUGAGGUUUUUUAUACCUGCGCUUGGUCGUAUGACUUAAAGACCUCUGCCCCACUUUUAGCCGCGGCUGGUUACCGCGGAGUCAUCAGAGUUAUUGACGUCGAGCAAAAUGAGGCAGUGGGAAAUUACAUUGGCCAUGGCCAGGCCAUCAACGAACUGAAGUUCCACCCACACAAGCUGCAGCUCUUGCUUUCGGGCAGCAAGGAUCAUGCGAUCAGAUUAUGGAACAUCCAAAGUCACGUGUGCAUUGCCAUCUUAGGCGGAGUAGAAGGACAUCGCGAUGAGGUGCUAUCCAUAGACUUUAAUAUGCGUGGAGAUCGCAUUGUGUCUAGCGGCAUGGAUCACUCACUGAAACUGUGGUGUCUGAAUACGCCCGAAUUUCAUCACAAGAUAGAACUAUCGAAUACUUUCAGCCAAGAGAAAUCUACACUCCCCUUUCCCACAGUAACCAAACAUUUUCCCGACUUUUCCACGAGGGAUAUACACAGGAAUUAUGUAGACUGUGUGCAGUGGUUUGGCAACUUUGUGCUAUCCAAAUCCUGUGAGAAUGCCAUUGUAUGCUGGAAGCCAGGACAACUUCAUCAGAGCUUCGAGCAGGUUAAGCCCAGUGAUUCCUCUUGCACAAUCAUCGCGGAAUUCGAAUACGAUGAAUGUGAGAUUUGGUUUGUGAGGUUCGGUUUUAAUCCUUGGCAAAAGGUGAUUGCUUUGGGCAACCAGCAGGGCAAGGUGUAUGUGUGGGAACUGGAUCCCAGCGAUCCGGAGGGCGCCCACAUGACCACUCUGCACAAUCCGCGCAGUGUGGCCACUGUUCGACAGAUCGCCUUCUCUCGGGACGCCAGUGUCCUGGUUUACGUGUGCGAUGACGCCACCGUGUGGCGUUGGAAUCGUAGACAGGCGUCUGCCAUCUGAUGGCACAUUAUUGCGCAACCACACCAAAUCUCACGUGGCCAAAACUUACAACAUUUCCCUUAGUUAGUUCGUAGUUGUUUAAUUUUAAGAUAUAAUUGCCUCAAACGAUUCCUAUUAAAUCCAAAUAGUUUUCGAACUUCAAACAUGUAAAACCGAAAAAUUGUUAAAGAGAUUUUAGCUUUCGUGCUAACUUAUUCCUUUAUUUAUUUAUAAUAAAGUGAAUAUGUAAACA